GUUUUGGUGCUGACGGUGAUUUAUUUCAAAACGUUCAUUUUUUGAGACCAGCGCAGAUGAAGAGCUGCACACCUUGAGAAAAGCGAACUGAGAAGAUGGCACACGAGAAGAUCCUUUGAAUUUAGGCACCACAGACAUCAUUACAUUUGUUGAGACGAACAAAGCUGCUCAUGGGUGGUGGAAGAACAAAGAGCUGCAGUGAUACAAGGUUUAUCUGAGAGACGCAAAAGCGGCUAGCUGUGCGAAGUAGAGGUUUUAGCUUUAGGUACUAUUUGUAAGUAAGUGCGAAGAAACAGAAAGGUUAACGUUCUUCACCCGAGAUACGUGUCAAUCUAGAAACCGCCCCGCGGCCGCUGGCAUCAACGAUUGCUGACUCGCAGCGCUAGGCACCUAAUCAUGUUGCAGCGCUGAGUGGUCGCGACGAGAGAGAUAAUAUCGUGGCACAAUUACAGUGUGGUAGUUUGAUGCUAGUGCCAGCACGUCAUAUCUCACGAUUCUUCAUCUUUUGAGAUCAUCUUUAUCACCUCCUUCCGGGCUGUGCCACAUACUAGAGCCGGUCCGCAGUGGUCGGCCCUUUUCCAUUUGUCAUUCUUUCCGCGCAGCGUCGAGAUACAUUUGCUUUCAGGAGUAGAGGACAAAAAUCGACUAUAGAAAUGAAUGGACCUACAGCAGUAGCAGUUCUUGGAUUAGAGAUUUAUUAUGAAAAUCUGGAACGGAAGAGAGAGAAAGUAUAGAGUGCAGUUCUGCAGAGUCCAAAAAGUUUUACGACAUCAAGUAAAGAAAAAACAAUUUUUGCUUUUCCGGAGGAGGCUUUGA
Amoebophrya sp. A120 is the source of this 816-nucleotide messenger RNA. Lineage: Eukaryota; Dinophyceae; Syndiniales; Amoebophryaceae. The record is from the annotation of a GenBank genome assembly.